AUGCGAUUAUACAGCUAUUCGAAUUUGCUGCUUCAGGUAUACAGAUGUCCAGUAACAGGAGCUGAAAAUUGGCACGAGACUGUCACUGCCUUACCUGAUGACCCAUACGUGCAAAUAACUGCUCGAGACUGUGAGACUCGAGGCGAUGAAGUUUGCAGUAGAUGGCAGAGUCCCGUAAAUCAUCUUCUCAUUGAGCAAAUUGGUCGGCGAUUCAAAUGGAAAAUUAUCUACACUCAUCUGAUUCGACAGGAGAGCAACGGCCAAUUCACAAACUUCUUCCAUCACGUUGAUGUGAUGUUUAAGAACAUAGCUCCAUUCUUCCUACACGGACACGGCAAGCAUACGUGCUUCAGGUAG
This is a messenger RNA of Cooperia oncophora, 357 nucleotides long. Lineage: Eukaryota; Metazoa; Nematoda; Chromadorea; Rhabditida; Trichostrongylidae. The record is from the annotation of a GenBank genome assembly.